Messenger RNA from Candidozyma duobushaemuli, 3558 nucleotides. RefSeq lists its product as uncharacterized. The coding region runs from base 1 to 3558 and encodes 1185 amino acids. Gene Ontology annotation, molecular function: protein binding. The record is from RefSeq and is a predicted model, not a curated record. Lineage: Eukaryota; Fungi; Ascomycota; Pichiomycetes; Serinales; Metschnikowiaceae. The transcript has 2 exons.
AUGUCUUAUAACUCACAAGGAAAUCGCAUUCCUGGUCGUGAUCGAGAUAGGGAAAGACCAAGACAAGGCUCCUCCAAACCUUCAUCUCGUGACAGAGAGAGGGACAGAGGCAUUCGUCCUCCUUCCUCCUCUUUCGGUCAUCCAGAUGAUUCAUACCGUCGCCAGGAACAACGCGAUUAUUUUGGUUACCGAAGCAACUAUCGAAAGCCUGGAUAUCAGGGAAAUAGGAAAAGAGAGAGCUACGACAAAUACCGUCCAGGCAAUAAGAACAAACCUUCGCGUCCAUGGAACGACAAACGAAAACCAGGGCCAAAUGAUAGAUCCAGAGAGCGCUCAGAGUAUAAGCCUGAAGAAAGGAGACCGUCUCAAGAUGGCAAAGAGAGAUUUGAGCUGAAGAACCUGGCCUUUCGAGAUCGUACCGAGAAAGCGAGUCACCGCAACUCAGACCCUGCUCCUAGAGUAGCCACUGAGAGAUCUGAAACGCGAGUGGGCUCUCUGACAAGCGACAGCAAGGUUAAUCAACUUACUAAAACAGCUCGCAUGCCUGAGAUCAAGGACGAAAAGCUCCUUCAUCUUUUUGAUGAUGAUGUCAAGGAAGAGCCAACCCAGACGAGCCUGGCCGUUGAUACUAAGAAGAGCGAGCCAGAGGGUAAAAAGAAGCAUGAUGAGAGCAAUCCAAAGGAGAACUCAAAGUCUGAAGUGAAAGUUCCUGAGAAGCUGGUCUCUCUAGAAAAACGGGAGUUUCCUGAGAAAAAGGGUUCCUUUGAAAGAUCAAAUUCGAUGGAGGAGAAAAGUUCACUUGAAAAGAAGGAAUCUGUUGAAAAGCAGGAGUCUUCUACGCAGAAGGAGACCGUUUCCAAGCAGACAGUUCCUGACAAGCCGGAUUUGAUAAAUAAGAAAACACCUGAUAAUCAAGAUGGUGACCAUCAGAAGAAAGAUAAUAGAAAGGGGGUUGACGUUGUGGGCCGUGAAGAGACGAAUUCUAAGCCUGACCAAAAAAGCCAAAUCGAUGGGAGCGUUGAAAGUGAGGUGGAGUCAGAGGCUGAGACGGUGAUAACGAACGAUCCUAUCUCCACUGAAGUUGCCAAGCUGUUGGUCCGCAAACGUGGAGUGGAUGAAGAACGCAGACGACUCAAACGCAAAAUAAUAUACUCAGAUGAGAGUGAUGAAGAAAGUGACGAAGGAAAUAAUGACAACGAUGAUUCAUACCGCCCUUCGUCUUCUCAAAGGCCGACAGAGGAGCAGACAGCCUCAUUGGAUAGCAAUACUACCCCUUCUUUGACUCAUCCAGGUCUGAGACGUCGAAGAAGCUCCAACGAUUCGAGGAAGUCCGCCAAUCGUUCAGGCCUCGACUCUUCAGAUGAAUCAGAAAAGGAAGAAAUCCAACAACGGCAAAAAUCGAAACAAGAGUCCAAACCAUCAACAUCCUACAAGAUGAAGAGAGACUCUACAGGGCGCUCCUUACUACAACGAGCAUGCAAAAAAGGAGACCUUGAGGCAGUGAAAAACCUCAUUGCUAGAGGGGCGGAUGCUAAUGAGAGCGAUUUUGGUGGUUUCACCUGCUUACACGAGGCUGCAUUGGCGGGUAAUACUAAAAUUGUGGAGUUUUUAAUCAAAAAGGGUGCCGAUGUCAACAAGCAGGCUUUGGAGGCAGGCGACUCAGAAACACCUCUCAUGGAUGCGUCCGAAAACAAACAUGUCGAGACCGUCAAAGUCUUGCUUGCUCAUGGUGCUGAUCCUAAUAUCACAAAUGUUGAUGGAUUUUCAGCUUUGACGAAGCUCUAUCAUCUUCAGACUGAAGAAGAUAAUUAUGACGAGGUGAUUAGCCUCCUUAGUGCAGCAGCAGAUGAGAAGCAGUCGCUGAAGGCCAUUUCACAGUCACCAAGAAAAGUUAUCGAGGAUCCCAAUGAGAACUAUUUCAAUGAUUUGACAAAAAAGAAGUCGUCUGCGAUUUACAAGUAUGUUGCCCAAGGCCUUAAGGAAGCUGCUGCAGAGGACUUCAUUCUUCACGGAUAUUCAUUGCUGAAAAAGCCCGAUAUUUUGAUCCUUGCGGCUCGUCAUGGCCAUACUGAAUUGGUUGAUAUUCUUCUCGGCCUCAACCCUGGUUCAUUCGACAUUAAUACCAAGAACAAGGCUGGCGUGUCCAUUCUAUUAGCAAGUGUGGGAAGGGGCAACUAUGAUGUUGUGAAACUUCUUCUAACAAGAGGAGCAGAUCCUCUGCUUAAGAGAGAGAAGGACAGCUUAAACGCACUUCAAAUCGCAAAACACUCUGCGCAACAUGAUCCAAGGGAAGUGUUCCUCAUUGAAAAGCAUAUGUCUGGGGAGAGCGAGAAACCGUCUAUACAACAUCCUCCAUCGAGUCCCACUCCUGAUGGUAAAAACUUACCUAAUCCAUCGCUUGUCAAGAAGGAAUCGGCGGAGAACCAUGAAGGACACACCUUCGAAGCAAUGGAAAAUGAAGUUGCAUCCAAGAAGCGUAAAAACCUGGAGGACAGUGACGCAAAAGGAGUAAAAAAGAGAAAGGAUGCUGUGAAGGCUACAAUCGAGGAAACUCAGGCUACUGGAGAGGAAGCGAAAGAGCUUGAGAAAGCGCUUCUCGGAUCUCCAUCGGGAGAAUCAAAGGAUAAGUCGGCAGAGGAACAUCGUGCCAAGAUCCACCACACCGCUAGCAACAUAUCGUUAUCACCAGGCCCUACAACUAAAGCACAAGAGGAGCAGAAACAGAAGGCUUUGGAAGAAGCCAAGAUUUGGCAAGAGAAGGUACAAGCUAAGAAGCGGGCACGUAAAGAAAUGUUUUUGCAAGCCGAAAAGGAGAAGGAACGAAAGCGUAAGGAAGACGAGGAGAGAAGAGCGGAGCUUGAGAAGCAAGAAAGAUUGAAAGCCAAGGAGGAUGAGAUCAAGAAAGCACAAGAGGCAGAGAAACUUGCGAAGGAUUUGGAAGUCAAGCGCAAGAAGCUUGAGACUGAUCUUAUUUUGCAAAAGUACCCCAUUGGUCUCAGGCAAUUUGUUUUCGGCCUGAAGGUGAGUGAAGUCGAGCGCCUCAAGUACAGCCCUCUCUACGUCUUUGAUGUUGGGGGAGGCAGCGCUGUGAUUGAUUUGCAAAUCUCCCUCCUUCUUGCUAAGCCAGUGUCUGACUUGCAUGAGCAGUGCGGCAAAAAAGACGGCGAUGUUAGGAUUCUAGAUCAAGAAGCGAAAACCAAGGUAUGGCCCUUGUUUUUCCCCAUGGUUGGUGUUGGCAAGAACCACCAAGUUGAAGCAGACGGACUUGCAAAGUUCGUGGGACUCCAGCUUUCUUUCUUACCGUACGAGGCAGCAGCAGAGUAUGUCAAAGCAAACGACGCAGGUCUUCACGAGAAAGUUUGGUCGGUCAAGAAAGAAACAAGAGUGAGCUUGGCUCUGUUGCCUGUGGUAGCGAGCCCCAGUACUGCAGCACCGGUCCACCCCCACCGUGGUCUGGAAAAUGGCGUAAGUCCAAAAGCGGGCUUUGUUCCGCCUAGAUGGAAGCUUCGCCAGGAUGUGGUUAAAACCAUCUGUUCGGCACACACGCCGUUGUGGUGA